GCCGGUAUAACUCCCUACCGUUUUCGUCCACCGAUCAUAACGGAGAAGAAAGGAGCAGAGGGGAAGCGAGAAUCGGAGGGAGGCCUGCAGAUGGAAGGACUCGUCAAGGGUUUGAUGAACGCAGCCCUAGACGCCGUCGCCGGUGAGGAAGACGAAGACGCCGCCGCUGCCGCUAGAAUACAGUCCUCUCCUGCCGAGGAGCGAUCCAGAUCCACCUGGGCGGAGGUGGUUUCCUCGGGGCAUGAGGAGGAACAUGAGCGGGUCCCAGAGAGCGAUUGUGGUAACGGUCGAAACCAAAGGGUCGCUAGAAAGGAGGAGAGUGAAAUGCGGGAUGAUGGAGAAUGGAUGGUCGUUGGCGUCAAGAACAAGAAGCAUCAGCAGACUGCACCCAGAAGGCCACACAAGGCAGUAAUGAAAUUCUGGGGUGUGUAUAAGCGGCCGCCUAAUGAGCAGGAAUACAUCAAUGAAGCUAAUAAUGGUAUGGGUUUAGAACCGAUCAGAGAGGAGCUUGACAAUUUGUCAAAAGCCUGCAUCAGGUUAUGGGAACUUGAUCUUAAUCGAUUGGUGCCUGGCAAGGACUAUGAUAUUGACUGUGGUCAAGGGAAGAAGGUUUAUCAAAAAGGAGAUAUGGCAUCAAAAAGCUUGUUUUCCUGGAUAAGCAAAGACAUAUUUAUGCGGCCUACAUACUCUCGUUUUUGCUCUCUUCUGGACAAUUACAACCCAAAUGUGGGGUGUAAAGAAGUCAUAACUUCUGAGGAGAAACAUGAACAAGCUGCAUUUAUCGAGGAAAUAAGCAGGACGGCACCAAUUAAGUAUCUUUACCACUAUUUAGUUGCCAAGGACAUAAUAUCCAAUGAUUAUGAAGACUUCAAGAGAAUGAUGUCAGAUCUAUGGUUUAAUCUAUAUGGUCGAGGUGGUCAUUCCAGUUGUUCUUCAGCUUUUGAACAUGUAUUUGUUGGAGAAAUUAAAGGGCGUGAAAAAUAUGAGGUUUCUGGUUUCCAUAACUGGAUUCAGUUCUAUCUAGAAGAAUGGAAAGAGAGAGUAGACUACCAAGGCUAUAUAUUCCCAAAGAAGCGAGGAGAGAGCCCAGACUCUGAAACUCAGCUGCUAACUAUUCAGUUUGAAUGGAAUGGUGUUCUGAAAUCUGUCUCAAGUACUUUAAUUGGAGUGAGCCCAGAAUUUGAAAUUGCACUGUAUACUCUAUGUUUCUUUGUGGGUGAAGAAGAUAAUCAUGUUUGUCUAGGUCCAUAUUCUGUCAACAUAAAGUGCUAUAGGCUGGGAAAAAAUAAGAUUGGAUCGGUAUUUCCUGUGGCCGAAAUUUAAUUCUAGGGUUUAUUUAAAUAAGGUGGAGGGAAGCUAAUGUUUUUUUGUAGGUUCCAAUAAGUGUUACGUUUUUUCAAUCUUUCUUCUAUCGGCUAUCAUUUUUGUCGGCAUGUCCAUGCCGAAUUCUCAAAUUUUGUGUUGGCUAAUUAAGCAGUAGAAAAUUUCAGUUCCAUUUA
Messenger RNA from Musa acuminata AAA Group (dessert banana), 1499 nucleotides. RefSeq lists its product as uncharacterized. The coding region runs from base 91 to 1323 and encodes 410 amino acids. The record is from RefSeq and is a predicted model, not a curated record. Gene Ontology annotation, molecular function: RNA endonuclease activity. NCBI's taxonomy places the organism in Eukaryota, Viridiplantae, Streptophyta, Magnoliopsida, Zingiberales, Musaceae. The transcript has 6 exons.